UCCUCUUCUCUUAUGGUGGGUGGUAAACUGUUGCAUAUGAGAUGUUGCGCCCACAUAUUGAAUCUGAUUGUGAGAGAUGGACUUGCUGUUUUGGGAGAUGGUAUUGAAAGGGUGCGUGAUAGUGUAGGAUUUUGGUCAGCAACUCCAAAGAGACAUGAGAAGUUUGAGAAAACUUGUCGCUUGAUGAACAUUGAGUACUCUAAGAGGCUGUCCCUUGAUUGCAAAACCAGGUGGAACUCCACAUACAUAAUGCUUAGUAUUGCUGUGAUGUAUAGGGAUGUUUUUGAUCGCCUUAGUCUCCGUGAAAAUCAGUUUAAUUGUUGUCCAUCUACUGCUGAUUGGGAUUUUGCCAUAGAGAUGAUUGAUAGGCUCAAACUUUUCUAUGAUAUCACUACUUUAUGGUCAGGAAAACAUUAUGUUACAGCCAAUCUAUUUUUCCCUAAAGUUUGUGGUAUAAAUUUAGCAAUCCGCAAAUGGACAACACCUACUUAUAUGCAAUUGGAUGAAAUGCCAGAGCAGAUUAGACAGCAGUAUCAGAUUAUGCAACAAAUGUCUGAGGAGAUGAAAAAGAAAUUUGAUAAGUACUGGUCUGAUGUCCAUGGUCUGAUGGCUAUUGCCACUGUUCUUGACCCGAGGUACAAGCUCCAUAUGUUGCAGGCUCUCUAUGGUUCUCUCUACGGACCUGAGGCUGCAUGUACCGAGGUGGCUCGAGUGAAGUUGCUGUUGCGUGAGCUGUUGGUUGAAUAUCAGGAUGACUCUUCUGCAGGAACAACACAUGGUGCUACUGCUGAGCCAGUGGCUACGUUUGUUCACACCGAGCUAGACCUGUACCUAGAAGAGCCAACUCUGCCCAGAACAAAGGAUUUUGAUAUCAUUAACUGGUGGAAGUUUGGAGGAAUCAAGUUUCCCACUCUGCAGCUUAUCGCUCAUGACAUCUUGCCUAUUCCAGUCACAACAGUAGCUUCAGAGUCAGCAUUCUCUACUAGUGGUAGAAUUCUUAGCCCUCAUCGCAGUAGGCUUGCACCAAAGUGUGUUGAAGCUAUAAUGUGUAUGCAAGCUUGGUGCAAUGCUGACAUGCUUGGGGACAACAACUCAUCACUCUCUACAACGUUUCAGACUUGCCUUGAUGAGGAGGAUGAACCAAUGGUAGUCAGAGAAUGUGGCGGCACAAAUGCUCCACACGAACUUGGGCUGGCACGUCGAGACAAUGUUUCAUCUGUCUUUGCUCAACACCACAAGGAACGUGCAUCACCACCCUGGCCGCGGCACAUACACGAUGAUGAUAUCAAGUCAGUCAGUGGUGGGCUGUCUCCACCGGUCCAUUCGAGUCUAUGGGAUGGUAUGAUCCAACUGAAUUCUUCUAUCAAGUUUUUCAUGUCCGCUUUCUUUAACAGUGGAGAAAAAAUUCUAGAUAUUGUUUGGCCGGAUACCAUAGAAAUCAAAGGAAGAGUGAAACUGGAGGAUUUUCAAAAAUUUGUCAAGGACCUUCGUCACUCUAAAAACCGGUCAAUAAUGGUAAUUUCCCUGUGCUCUAAAGUUGGAUCCACAAAAGAUGGCGUAGGAGGAAUACAGGAGGUUGCAAAGAGAUUCGAAGUGAACCAAAGAGUUGGCUUUGCAGAGAUCGAAAAUGGUCCAUAUAUUUAUAUAUGUCCCAGAAAUGAGGCCGUAAUAACAAACCUUGGUAAAUAUGGUUUCUGGAAAGGCGUGUCAACAGUUGAUACAAAUCAAGACUCAUUAAUCGGUUUUGUUGUAUGGGACCGAAAUCCACUAGUAAAGACAAGCACGACAGAGUGCAGUAUUGAGAAAGUACAAGCAAUCCAAGGCAGUCAAGUGGAAGCACAAGAUGUGACAGAUGAAGCAGAAAUACCUGAUUCACCAUCCGAACUAGCAUCAAAACUACUUGUGCAGUCAUCUCAGGUCACAUCAUUCAGGGUACCUUCCUUAAUAGCAUCUCCGACAUCACAGGAUUUGCAAAUGUCAUCACAUGACAUUCCCAGCAUACCAUUGGAAACCCCAGAAACUCGGCAACAUGUUCGUCCUAUCACGGACUCUCAUUCUGGAACUGUGCAAGUGGAGGAACCCAAUUCAUAUUUUCAUGAAGUGAAAAAGUUCACUCUUGCUUCUAAACCUUACAAAACCGAUAUUCAUGGAUUGCCCCUGGAUGCUAUGGGGGAAGCUACCCCCUCUGAUUUAGCUACGGAAAAGAAUCAUAUAAUUGGAGGCUUCUCUGGCAGCAUAACACAACAAAAAUAUGUAUCAACUGAUGACUCUCCAGAACUGCAGCAGUGUCCAUCAUUGUUGAAUCUCCAUUCUUCUCAUACACCUGAUGAUGAAGAGGACCUGCCAGAAUUUUUCUUUUCUCCUCCCUAUGGACAUGACAUAAAACCUAAUGUCCAUUCACUCAACAACGAUACUGGAGGGACUGGACAGUUCCAGCAACCAUCAGAUUCAUUCUUUCAAGCUCGUGAAAAAAUUGGGGCCCAAGGAACUUCCGCAUAUAUUGGCUCAAGCAAAACAACAAACCCAAUAUCUCAUUACGAUAUGGAAAGAGAUUGCUUUAGGGAGAAUAAUGGCUUUGGUGAUGGAGACAGGAUGAUCAAGGCUUAUUUGAUGGGCAUCGUCCCCCUCCACUCUCAGAUCAAGGAUUAUACCCUCUGUAUUCUCCUCAUGUACCAGCAGAUCAACAACUAUUUCGUUGGCAUCCUCCUCUGGUACGAGCAGAGCAAUGCUCAUAUCCGCCACAUCCUUCUCCUGAUCUACCAGAUCAAGGCUUCUAUCCUCGACAUCCUCUUCCUGUACCAGCAGAUCAAGGCUUCUUUCAUUGGCAUCAUCCCCGUGUACCAGGAAAUCAUGGCUUCAUUUCUCAUUGUUCUCCUCCGAGUUUUGCACCAGGAUAUUAUGGAAGCAACAAUGCCUCCUAGGGGCUUUGCUCCCGGCCAUGUGUGGCGCCCCAUGUCUCAUCCAAGGCCUGGGAACAAUCACCAUGGUUUUGAAAGAUCAGACGGCUUCUCUGGCUCUAGAACAGGUCAUUACUCUGGACCUGAAAAUGGAUCAGGCAGCAGGCCCUCCAGCUCCUUAGGUCAUUGGUGAAAUCAGUCUUGUCACAAGGAACAUUCUGAAUAAUUCGUCUUAGAUUGAUAAUCUUCAGCAUUACAUGCUAGACACCGAGACAUGGAUUCUAGUUUCUCUUUUAUUUCAUUUUGGACUAGUUCCUCCCAGUUUCUACAGAGCAGAAUUUCUGUGCCUGAUAUUUUGGAUUCAU
Messenger RNA from Lolium rigidum, 3262 nucleotides. RefSeq lists its product as uncharacterized. Gene Ontology annotation, molecular function: protein dimerization activity; DNA binding. Lineage: Eukaryota; Viridiplantae; Streptophyta; Magnoliopsida; Poales; Poaceae. The transcript has 12 exons. The coding region runs from base 13 to 3090 and encodes 1025 amino acids. The record is from RefSeq and is a predicted model, not a curated record.